AUGGCGUCUAUAAACAUAGAGCUUGAACAAACUCUUUUACACGUAACCAUUAAAAUCAAGCUAAGCUACUCAAAAAUGAAGCUUUUCCAAUUGACACUGUUCCUGCUAGUUAAUGCAUUUCUAGCAUUGGCAUCUUCUGAAUCGGUUGAUGUUGAAAGUUCUUCGAACGAAACCGCUGUUGAGGAGCCUUCUACCAUUGAUUUUGAUGUUGGCUACAAUAUUCUCGAACACUUAGACACUGAUCUAUCCAGAGGUGUGGAGUUCUCAAUGCAAGAGGUUGCGACAUUUAAUUAUUCGUUUACCAACAACGAGAAGGUCAAUGUGAGCGUUGUUGGUGUCGCUGGUAGCGUUAUUUCGACACCAGACGGUUAUCAGGUCGCUAACAUUACCGAGCAACCAAUUGGACCUGUUCCAAUUGGCGUGAACGAAACUGCUAACUUUCAAGCAGGUGUGCAAUUGAUCCUUCCAGAAGGUAACUUUUACAUGUUGCCAGUUUUGAACGUGAUGAAGGAUGGUGAGCCCUUGAGAGUAGGAAUCCGCCCUCUUUUAAUUACUGUCAACCCUCCUCCACUAUCUUUCUUUAACCCAAGCUUCUUAUCCGUGCAGAUACUUCUCGGCCUAUUGAUUGCAGGUGCUACUUAUGCCUUCAUCACGUUUGACAAAUCUGAAACCAAAAGAAAACCUGCUAAAAAUGCGAAGCCUGUUGCUGUAGAUCAAUCUUGGUUGCCAGAUACUUACAAAAAACCAGAGAAACCUUAA
Messenger RNA from Zygosaccharomyces rouxii, 759 nucleotides. RefSeq names its product Irc22p (gene IRC22). Lineage: Eukaryota; Fungi; Ascomycota; Saccharomycetes; Saccharomycetales; Saccharomycetaceae. The record is from RefSeq and is a predicted model, not a curated record. Bases 1 to 759 code for a protein of 252 amino acids. Gene Ontology annotation, cellular component: endoplasmic reticulum membrane. The transcript has a single exon.